ACAUCGCCCGAGCCGCGCAGCAACUUGUGAAUUGUUGUUAGUUUAGAUAUAGUUGCGACAGUGUUGUGUUAACAGGUGUUAAACCGCUGGACUUUUACAUUCAGUCGAAACUCUAAAGUCGACUCGAAAUAAUAAUAAAAAAAAACUAAUGAUGACGGAAACGGUUGUAAAUGUGCAAGAGGCACCGAACAACAACGCGGCCAAACCCCAGACCAGUGACCAGCCCUUAAGUUGGAUUAAGUUCAAUGUGGAUUACUUCAAAACGACACCUGGAUUAAUUAAGAUUGCGGAACUGAUUAUCGGAAUUUUGUGCAUGUCAUUGGCCACGCCGUAUUUGGGUGGUACGCACUUUUUCUUGUUCGUCGCCACCACAUCCUUCAUUGCCACGCUGAUAUGGGUGGUCGUCUAUUUGUUGGGCGUUAGGGAAGCCCUGCCGAUGCCAAUCAAUUGGAUUCUAACGGAAUUGGUGAACACCGCGUUCUGCACGCUGUUUUACAUCCUCGCCUUCAUCGUGCAAUUGGCCGUCUGGUCGGGAUACGGCGGUCAUGCCAGAGGUGCAAACAUUGCCGCCGGGGUGUUCGGCAUCCUCAACUCGGUCGCCUACGGAUUCGGUGCUUAUUUGCUGUACUUGGAACACAAGAGCAACAGGACAACAUAAAAUGUCAGAAGCGCUAUCAUUAUAUGUCGACUGAAUACUGUGUACAUCUCAGAAAAUAGAUUAAUGAGUCGUUUUUAGGAACUUUAAAUCAUUCACAUUGUAAAACUUAUAAUUAUAAACUGAUGACUGGUUUCGUGUGGAUGGAUUGUUGUAGUUUAGUUUUGCAUAAAGUUUAACUUAUUCGAAAUUCAGUCUUGUUUGAUUAUAUAAGUGUUGAUGUGUUGUGUUUACGUAAUGUUUUUAUAAUAUACUUAAGUGUCGAUGCAUUUUUACAAUCACCAGAAAUUACGCAAAAUUGUCCAAGGAUCGUAUUUGUUUGUUGUAACAUACACAUCAUUCAGGGACGUAGUGUAAAAUAAUCUGCGUAAUUGUUAUUUUAAAAUAAAACUUAGAUUUGUACAAAAUAUACAAAUGUACUUAUAAUGUUGUUCUUUUAGCAGUCUAUGCUUGUUAUUUUUCACUUGUCGUUAUUGUGCAUUAGUUUUUUCACUAAAAUUAGCUUUAGAUUAAUUUAUGAGUAAUAAUACCAAUUUAGAUGACACGAUAAUGUAUCUAUUUAAGUUUUCAAAUUUUAUUGUAUAACAUCGUACCUAAUCAGUGUAUAUUUUAUUUUAAAUAAAUAAUUGUUUUUUA
Messenger RNA from Aethina tumida (small hive beetle), 1291 nucleotides. Its product is annotated as proteolipid protein 2. The record is from RefSeq and is a predicted model, not a curated record. NCBI's taxonomy places the organism in Eukaryota, Metazoa, Arthropoda, Insecta, Coleoptera, Nitidulidae. The transcript is spliced from 4 exons. Gene Ontology annotation, cellular component: membrane. The coding region runs from base 149 to 658 and encodes 169 amino acids.